AUGCAGCUCACUCCGGAAGAACAAAGGGAUCUAGAGGAGUUGUUGUCACGCACCCCUAGUCUCAACGAGAAUCUCACGUCUCUGCUACGAAGACUUCAAGACCAGCAACCCACUGCACAGCUUGCUGAACACCUGACUGACUGUCAGGAAAGACGGUCAAGUCUUGACAGGCUGGCUGACGUUGCGCUGAGUCAGGAGAACACGUCACAGUACCUUGACGACGCAGAGCUUGCUCAGGCCCAGACUCACUGCCAAAAUCUGGACGAGUCGGAAGGGGAUCAAGUUCUUUCUAAUGGGACCGUUUGUGGCCCCCAGCGGCAAACAAGAUCCUCUCGUCGUGCCCGCGAGGAAGCUCACCCGUACGCCCCUCAGCUGGAGGCAAAUACUGUCGUAGCAAACCGGCUUGAAAAGCCUGAUGGUCACGAACGUGCUCGAAGACUGCUACGUCAGCGACCGCAGCAUCGCCUCCCACCUUGCCCCCGAGGUGGUAUCCAGUUCGUCCCGAUCAAUUCUGCGAUGGAUGCCAAUAACUCUGCGACGGAGUCCGAGGAAGCGCAGACACGGCAGUGGGAAAACACCUCUGAACCGGCUCUUACCACAGGGGCCGCUGUGCAUAAGUACACAUCCCUCCUCACGUCAGAUCUCAGCCACAGGAGGCUCCUUGACGUGUGCAGAGCAGUACAGGCAAGUGUGACGGAGCUGCAGGGGGCGCCGGUUCGCCAGGACGAAUCACUGCGCUCUCUGGUAGCCAGAUGCGCCUGCAGCCUGAAGCUGGAUGCUGCCGCCAGCUUCUGGCUGAUGAUCAGUCACAUAAGGCUCGCCUUUAGAGUGGCAAGGAUACUUGAGUUAGAUAACGGGAAAUCUGACGAAGGCAAACUCACCGUGGCGGGAAUUUGGCGGAGAGAAUUUGAAGGUGUCGAGGGUGCCCCAGAGAAGAGGACGUUUCAGGACUGGAACACUACCGGCGUGAAGUUCGCGCGACUCGCCGGAGGAGGCUCUAUCUAUCUUCUGGUGCUAGUAGCAGCCCAGAAUCUCCGAGUACCUCUGGCUACCGCCAACGCACACAUCGCACAAGACUUCGGUAAUCUCCUGAGGUGGCCUGACGAUUCAAGAACCGGACGGCUCGUCAAAGAUGUCAUAAUCCCCGCAGUAGCUCGUCUGCGAGAACUGUGCCCGAUUCGUCUUGACUGUAUCCUGCCGGCAGCUCCCCAACCUGGAGUGUCAAGAUCGCAUUUUCCGCCUGAUCUGUGCGGCCAUCUUGACGCAUCUGAUUGCGUAUUUGAAUCCUGGAAAUUGAACUCCUUUUCUCUGGUGCCACGAAACAGAGACGUCUGGAGAUCGUGCUACGAUGAGUGCGACACCAGCAACGCAUUCACAAAUGCCUUGAUAGACGAACUAGGGCCGUUAUCACCGCUGACACCGAUUGACUCUCCCGUCCCUCCAGACAUCAGGAAAAACACUGUGGUCACCAAACAGAUUGACCGAAUUCCAAACACACCUGAACCAAGCUCAACAUGUCUGAGAGGUGUUUCAGGGAACUAUACGCCAUUCAGACAGAUUAAUGGCGCGUCGGGUAUACUGUGA
Fomitopsis serialis is the source of this 1584-nucleotide messenger RNA. RefSeq lists its product as uncharacterized. Bases 1 to 1584 code for a protein of 527 amino acids. The record is from RefSeq and is a predicted model, not a curated record. The transcript is spliced from 8 exons. Lineage: Eukaryota; Fungi; Basidiomycota; Agaricomycetes; Polyporales; Fomitopsidaceae.